This is a messenger RNA of Canariomyces notabilis, 2010 nucleotides long. Its product is annotated as multicopper oxidase. The coding region runs from base 1 to 2010 and encodes 669 amino acids. The transcript has 6 exons. Lineage: Eukaryota; Fungi; Ascomycota; Sordariomycetes; Sordariales; Chaetomiaceae. The record is from RefSeq and is a predicted model, not a curated record. Gene Ontology annotation, molecular function: copper ion binding; oxidoreductase activity.
AUGGUGGCAGAAGGGGAAAGCAACUCAAAGCAAUUUACCGAGUCGUCAAAAGUCAACGAGCUCACUUCCACAGGCAAUGGUCUAGCAUCAACGCCGAAGCGACCUGGCAACUCACGGACUCGGUGGAUAAUUGGCGCAAUUGUCGUCGCUGUUAUUAUCGCGUUAGCACUUGGUCUUGGACUGGGGUUAGGUCUGAAGAACAACUCAACUUCCUCUGCUACGGAAUCUGCGCAGCCAGUCGUAACCCCUUUACCUGGCACCGCCGGCAGUGCGUCUACAAAGAGCUACUUUGAAGAGUGGAGGCUGGACCCCAAAACCUACAUACUUGACCCAAGCUGGGACAUCAACGAGGCUCCAAGGACCAGGCACUAUGACCUGGUUAUUACAGAAGGGCAGGGUUGGCCAGAUGGAGUUGUGCGGGAUAUGCUGUUCAUCAACGGGAAGUUCCCAGGCCCUCUCAUCGAGGCCAACCGAGGUGAUCGACUCAUCGUCAACGUCACCAACCUGCUCCGCGAGAACUCUACGACCAUGCACUGGCACGGCCAAUAUCAGAACGGCACAAACUGGUUUGACGGAACAACUGGUGUUACUCAGUGCGGCAUUCCCGCAGGCCAGUCAUUCAUCUAUAACUUCACAGUGGACAACCAAUUCGGCACUUACUGGUACCACUCUCACUACAGCACCCAGUAUCUUGACGGCAUCGUUGGUCCGUUGAUCAUACACGCCCCUGAGGAAGCCGCCGUGCGCCAGCUCUACGAUCAAGACCGCAUAGUCUUGGUCCAAGACUGGUAUCACGACUUCAGCACGGUCAACCUUGGGAGGUAUCUCGUGCCUGAUAACGAAAACAGCGAGCCGGUUCCGGAUAAUGGGCUCAUUAACGGCUGGAACUACUUUAACUGUUCUUUAUAUGAUCCAGACUCAGGCUACACAUGCUACGACAACAGCACCUACACCGUCUUCACGCUAGAUCCGAACACGCGCACCCGCUUCCGCUUCAUCAACACAGGCGCCUUCGCCGAAUUCGAGCUUAGCUUCGACAACCACACCCUAUCCGUCAUCGAAGCCGACGGGACCCUGGUCAACCCGCACCCCGUGCACCGGCUGCCGAUCCACGUAGGCCAGCGCUACAGCGCCAUCCUCACCACCAAUCAGAGCACCGCCACCAACUACUGGCUGCGCGCCGCCAUGGUCACCUUUUGCUUCACGAUCGACAACGCCGUGCUCGACCCCACCACGCGCGCAGUCGUUAGCUACAGCGGCGGCAACAACACCGUUUUCCCACUGGCAGAAGGGGAUAAUGCGAGUGUUGACUGGGCUGAUGCGUAUGGUGUUAAGUGCCAUGAUCUGGACCCGAGUGAACUGGUGCCGAGUGAGAGGAUGGUUCCGCCCGCGGCGACGAGGUUUUGGAGGGUGGAUUUUAGCUUUGGGAUUGGGGCGUAUCAGAUGGAUUAUGCAAAGGUUAAUGGCACGACCUGGAAGCCGUUGGAGGGUACUACGACGUUGAUCGAGGCUGUGGACGGGUUGGCUAUGGCCGCGGGUUCUGGUGGCAGUGGGAGUGGGAGUGGGUUUGCGACCUCUGGGGUGGUUUCCGGGUUCGGGGAGAAUCAGUUCGUCGUGGGCGUCAGCAACGCAUCCGUGGAGGUGGUGGAUGUGCUGAUAUACAGCUUGGACGAGGGGGCGCACCCUUUCCAUUUGCAUGGUCAUGACUUUUGGAUACUCCUGACCGGAUCGGGCCCGUUCGACUGGGCCAACUAUUACCAGAACAUCAUGCCCUCGAACCCGGACGUGGUCGGGAACGCGCUGCGCAGAGACACGCUCACCAUCGCGCCCUACGCCUGGGCCCUGAUCCGCUUUGUGGCUGACAACCCUGGGCUUUGGGUUCUGCAUUGCCAUAUUGCGUGGCAUAUGGAGGCGGGGUUGCUGAUGCAGUUUGUGAGCAGGGCGGAUGUGCUUGGAAAGAUGCAGAUUCCGGAGGAUGUCAGGGGGUUGUGUCGGCCGCCUCCGUCAUGA